Messenger RNA from Plasmopara halstedii, 1959 nucleotides. RefSeq lists its product as uncharacterized. The transcript has 2 exons. Bases 1 to 1959 code for a protein of 652 amino acids. The record is from RefSeq and is a predicted model, not a curated record. NCBI's taxonomy places the organism in Eukaryota, Oomycota, Peronosporomycetes, Peronosporales, Peronosporaceae.
AUGGAAGAGACCGAGUCCCAGCGGGAUACUAUCGUGGCGUGGCUGGAGCAGAAUGAUAACUUUCAGCGGGCAACAAUACUAUCAGGUCUCGUUGGAUCAAAACAAACUCGAAGUGAUGUUGAUUACCGCCAAGCCGAACAGACUGAGAGGCAGGCGUUAAAUGAUCUGGCAGCGGCAGUGAAUGCAUCCUUGCCUCGAUCCAUGUGGGACUGUGAAUAUGCCAAACAGAUGCUACAGCGCUAUUUGGCUCUGUUCAAGGCCACGGCGACGCAGGCUUCACAGCCAGGGUUUUCAUUAAGCCGUACUGACAAGGUUUUCGGUAUUAAAUCUAUUGAAGACAAACUUAACUCCAUGUGUCCACAUUUUAUAAGAUUGCAAGCGCUUUGCAAUAAGACGGCAAACAAUCUUUCAAGCGAAGAUGUCGAAAGAGAUCGAUGUGAAGAGAUAAACAAGGACAAUGCGCUCACUAAAGCCAAUACGGAUAGUGCACUUCGUCAAGACACAGCGAAGGAGACUGCAGGUCAAAGUAUACGCAAGAAUGACACACCGAGUUCAUCUGCAGCGGGAAUACAAAAUUCAAUCACGCAGAAUAGGGAUAUGGAGGAUGAUAGGUUACAAGAUAAUGGAUGUAGUCUUCGUCCGAGUCCGACAGAACAGAAAGGCGACGGUCAUGCGGAUAUAAAAAUACACGAGAGCACUAAACUGAACACUAUUAAAAAAGUGGCUCAGCCAAAUGGUUAUAAGCAAGCGGUGGUGACAACGUCGGAACAGCAGGAUCAGCAGACUAAGCUAACGACAGAGAAGGAAAAUGAACCGCUCGAACUUAUUGAGCUUGGAUCAGAUGAUGAAGAAAUUACAUCAGUGACCGCGAAAGCAACGUGUGUUGACGUGGGCUUUCGACUAAGAGCAUCGAAUUCGGCUAGCUGUGUUGAGGAUGCUUCAAAUAAGCUGAAGCUAAAACGCGGAAAUUCUUCCGAAAAGGCGCCAAAGUCAGUGCCUGAGAUUGACCAGUCCUCUGAAUCAGCAAACAGACCAACCAUGACAGCAGCUCGUAAGAACACUCUGAAAAGAAAAUUGUCAAGUUCUGGCAAUCUAUCUAACUCAGCAGAAAAAAUGUCGGGCGAUGUACCUACUAACGUGCCUUCGACGAGGUUAGUGUUAAUUCGACCGAAAUCGCAAAGUGAAAGUAAACUUCCGAACGGGUUGCGAUGUUCUCCAUCAUCGCAAAUGGUGAAUGCAACCUCCGGAGCUUAUUUGGGUGGACUGUCUUCAAAUGUCCAAUCCAACGUAACCUCUCCUGUGCAGCCACGACCUCAAGCUCCUGAUGCACUUCGAUCAGCUAUUGCACAGGUCAUUUCACAGCGACAGCACUUAUUAAGCAAGCGACGGGAUUGUCGACAAAAUAGACUGCCUGAUAAUAUAAACAGCGGUCCUUGUGACCAAGAAGAGGAAAAGGGAACGAGAAGCUCAUACCCAUCUAAGCAUCUUACUCAACAAAACGUAUCAACUGCUGCCAUUGAGUCGGCUGUUGACCAGAAUUCUCUAGCUGCUACGGACAAAAGUUCAAAAAUAUCUGUUCAGCAUGGAAAGACUAGCAAUGAAGGCUCACCUGCUGUCUCAAAAACUAUGUUGAACGAGGAAAAGGCCGGAUUUAUAACUGGCCACUUACCCCAACUCCUUCACAAGCCUCUUUAUGUAAACAAAGACAUAAACUUCGAACGAAAGCGAGCAUUCCUUCGCGCCAAGCAGCUCGCUUUCGAACAGUUUCGGUGGGUGCGCGAGAACGAAUUGCAGCAGCUCGAGGUGGAGUUGCUGCGACGCGAGAUGAGAACACGAGAGAAUCUUGCUCAGAUGGAAAUCAAACUCCAGCGUAUGCAUAUUCGAGCUGACAUUAUCCAGCGCAUGGUACUCGCUCAUGCAAGCGCCGAUCGAAUUGCCGAACGUUUAAAACUAUUAUAG